Ornithodoros turicata is the source of this 741-nucleotide messenger RNA. RefSeq lists its product as uncharacterized. The record is from RefSeq and is a predicted model, not a curated record. Gene Ontology annotation, molecular function: nucleic acid binding. The transcript has a single exon. Lineage: Eukaryota; Metazoa; Arthropoda; Arachnida; Ixodida; Argasidae. Bases 1 to 741 code for a protein of 246 amino acids.
AUGACAAAAGCGGCGGUUCUGACAACUGGCGCAGAAGCAACUUCCCCUUUGUUCGACCUUGCUACGUACAGCGACUACAACCGCGCUCUGCGCGUUACCAGCUGGGUCAGAAGGUUCACGGAAAACUGCCGUCGUAGCGUGCGAACCACCGGGCCGCCUACAGCCAUCGAGAUAGCAGAGUCAGAGACGUUUUGGGUGAAACACACUCAGAAGGAAGUCUUUCCUGAAGAGAUUCAAGCGCUGACAAAGAAUCGUAGAAUCAGCGAAACUUCAAGGAUAGCUCAGCUCAACCCUUUUCUCGACGAAGGUGGAGUAAUGCGGCUAGAGGGCCGGCUUCAGUGUUCAGACAACUGUGAGGAUAUCAAACAUCCCAUCAUACUACCGAAAUGCCACGCCUUGGCUAGGCUGAUUAUUAUGAACACGCACCGACGCAUGCUACACGGCGGGGUACAGACGACAAUGUCGGCUUUGCGUGAAAGAUGGUGGUUGCUUCAAGCUAGACAGGCAGUGAAGUCGGUCAUCCACCGGUGUGCUGUCUGCGUGAAAUUCCGGGCACGACCAGCGUCUGCGCCAACAGCACCGCUGCCAGCUACCCGGACCGACCCGACUCACCCAUAUGAUACCACGGGUGUGGACUUUGCUGGCCCCCUAUAUGUGAAGACCACAACCAACACGGCAUCACCAAAGUGUUAUGUCGUACUUUUCACUUGUGCGACCACGAGAGCUGUACAUCUGGAGUAG